AUGGCUUCGGUCGACCAAAAAGUUGCAUUGAUUGUGAUCGAUGGCUGGGGUAUUGCAGGCCCCAACUCCCCUCCUGAGGGAGAUGCCAUCGCCGCGGCCGAUACCCCACACAUGUCUGGCUUCGCCGAGCCCAACUCCAAGACCGCCCAGGGCUUCGCCGAGUUGGAUGCCUCCUCACUCGCUGUUGGUCUGCCCGAGGGUCUGAUGGGCAACAGUGAGGUCGGUCACCUGAACAUUGGCGCUGGCCGUGUUGUCUGGCAGGAUAGUGUUCGCAUUGACCAGACCCUCAAGAAGGGCGAGAUGGGCAAGGUGCCCAGCAUUGUCAAGUCUUUCACCCGUGCAAAGGAGGGUAAUGGACGUCUGCACCUUCUGGGCUUGGUCUCGGAUGGUGGCGUUCACUCCAACAUCACUCACUUGUUCGCCUUGCUCGAGGCCGCCAAGGACAUGCAGAUUCCCGAAGUCUUUAUCCACUUCUUCGCCGAUGGACGUGAUACCGACCCUAAGAGCGCCGACAAGUACAUGCAGCAGCUGCUUGAACGGAUCCAGGAGAUUGGCCUCGGCGCCAUUGCCACUGUCGUUGGCCGCUACUACAUCAUGGACCGCGACAAGCGUUGGGAGCGUGUUGAGAUUGGCCUCAAGGGUCUGGUCACUGGCGAGGGCGAGGAUAGCUCCGACCCGCUACAGACUAUCCGCGAACGCUACGAGAAGGGCGAGAACGAUGAGUUCCUGAAGCCCAUCAUUGUUGGCGGCAAGGAGCGCCGUGUCCAGGAUAACGAUACCCUCUUCUUCUUCAACUACCGCUCGGAUCGUGUCCGUGAAAUCACCCAGCUGCUGGGCGACCAUGACCGUUCCCCGCGUCCCGACUUCCCCUACCCCAAGAACAUCGACCUCACCACUAUGACCCAGUACAAGACUGACUACAACUUUAAUGUUGCUUUCCCCCUCAACACAUGGUGCCACAUUGCUGAGACUGAGAAAUACGCUCACGUCACUUUCUUCUUUAACGGUGGUAUCGAGAAGGAUUUCCCCGGCGAAGUGCGCGAUAUGAUCCCUUCGCCCCGAGUUGCUACCUACGAUCUUGACCCAAAGAUGAGUGCCGCUGCUGUCGGCUCCAAGGUGGCUGAUCGUCUUGGUGAACACAAGUUCGACUUUGUCAUGAACAACUUCGCCCCUCCCGACAUGGUUGGCCACACUGGAGUGUACAAGGCCGCCAUUGAGGGUGUUGCUGCCACUGACAAGGCCAUUGGCGAGAUCUACGAGGCUUGCAAGAAGAACAACUACGUGCUGUUCAUCACCGCCGAUCACGGAAACGCCGAGGAGAUGCUCAACGAGAAGGGCACCCCCAAGACUUCCCACACCCUUAACAAGGUUCCCUUCGUUAUGGCCAACGCCCCUCAGGGCUGGAGCCUCAAGAAGGAUGGUGUCUUGGGUGAUGUUGCGCCUACCGUUCUCGCUGCCAUGGGCGUCGAGCAGCCUGAAGAGAUGACCGGUACCAACCUGCUGGUCAAGUCCUAG
Molecule: messenger RNA, 1515 nt
Organism: Penicillium concentricum
Lineage: Eukaryota; Fungi; Ascomycota; Eurotiomycetes; Eurotiales; Aspergillaceae
Product: phosphoglycerate mutase, 2,3-bisphosphoglycerate-independent
Exons: 5
Coding region: 1-1515 (504 amino acids)
Biological process (GO): glucose catabolic process
Cellular component (GO): cytoplasm
Molecular function (GO): manganese ion binding
Source: RefSeq, a predicted model, not a curated record